UUCUAUAUAAGCUUCCCAAACCCUGCCCAGACACAUCCAGAGAGCCCUCAGCCUUUAUCCUUACUACUGCUACCUAGUAAACAUCAACAGCUAUGGCCAACAUUGCUCUCCAGGAGGACAGCAUGCCAGCCUUACUGCUGCCCAGGAUGGGCAUGGGUGCCGGUGGAAGGGGAGUUUGCAGAAGUUUAUUUGGCCCCAUCGAUCAUGACGAGCUGAGAUCUGAGUUGAAGAGGCAACUCAAGGAGAUCCAAGCAUCUGACUGUCAACGGUGGAACUUUGAUUUUGAAGCUGGAACACCCCUGAAGGGAACUUUCUGUUGGGAGCCUUUGGAAAGCAAGGAGAUGCCAAUCUUAUACAGGGAGAGCAGACUAUGCCCUGUUAGUGCCACCCCACUGUCCAGGCAAGCAAGCACUAGGCUUCUUGUGCCAACAGUAGAUACCAGAGAGGAGCCACCAGCUGAGAUUGUGCAGGGCAACGAGGAGUGUGCCAAGGAGAACGCAGACAAGGCUGUCAAGAAAUGCCAAGGAGCUAAAGGACCAUCUAAGACGUCAACACACUCCACUUCAUCCCUUCUCAGGAAGAGGGAGAUCAGCACUUCCAUAACUGAUUACUUCCCCAAGAGGAAGAGGCUGCAAGCCCCCAAGACUGACACCCUGAAAGUUGCCCACCAUCCUCUUUGCACUUUGGAGCAGACCCCUAGGAAGAAGAUCAGAUGAUUCACUGGUCUAUUUAAAGAUCAGGAGCUUCAAGACCUCCAACCCUCAACAUGUCCCUUACCACCAGACCAAGGAGUGAAGGGAAGAGGAGGCUGCUGACAGGGCUCCAGUCCCCCCCCCCCCCCAGAAUACUGAGAAUUCUGUCGCUGGAAGUGAUUUGCCAGCCUUGGAUGUGGACUUGUCAAAAUCCGCAGCGGUCGAGGACUUCCUAGUAUUGCACGCACUCUCUCCGCACACUUGGAUGUCUAUACUGGCUAAGAAAGAUUGCCAAGCUGGCAGGGUGGCAUCCAUCUGUCCUGUCUGUCGGUGCUGUGAAUGUAGCAACAACCUACUAUCUAAUACUAUACCUUGGGGGUGGGGGGCAGGUUUAAUUUAGACACCCUUUCAGUUUUCCAGGUCCUGCCAGACCACAAUCCUGUUUGGUUGUUUCCCAGCCAAGUUGUUGGGAGUUGUAGUUGAGCAACAAGGGGGGGACGGGGGACAGGGGGGGACUGCUAAGGGAUGCCAACCCCUGGUUUAGCUUCUGCAAACCAUUAGACCUGUACAGAUGUUUCCUAUGUAGCAUUUGUUUGUAUUGUUUUGCACUGUUUGAUAUAUAUAUUGAUAUAUAUACCACCAUUAUGUACAGCAACUAUGUACCAUAAGAAAGCAUUAAACUAAGUUAUAUAUUUAUAUAACAUGUUGGAAGUACUCCAAUGUUCAGCCAUAAUACUGGCUACUAAACGGUCCUAGAGGUAUACGUAUGUCUCCUUUUGGAGAGAUAAAAGUAUUUUUCCAAUAACUAUGCAUGUACAGUUUUCUAUGUUUUU
Bufo bufo (common toad) is the source of this 1525-nucleotide messenger RNA. RefSeq names its product cyclin-dependent kinase inhibitor 1-like. The record is from RefSeq and is a predicted model, not a curated record. Lineage: Eukaryota; Metazoa; Chordata; Amphibia; Anura; Bufonidae. Gene Ontology annotation, molecular function: cyclin-dependent protein serine/threonine kinase inhibitor activity. The transcript is spliced from 3 exons. Gene Ontology annotation, biological process: regulation of cell cycle. Bases 93 to 716 code for a protein of 207 amino acids. Gene Ontology annotation, cellular component: nucleus.